GCGGAAGCUGCUGCGGCGGCGGCGGCCGCUGUCAGAGCUGGAGAGCGGCCGGCGGAGUCGUCAUGGAGGGUCAGCGCUGGCUGCCGCUGGAGGCCAACCCCGAGGUCACCAACCAGUUUCUCAAACAGUUAGGCCUGCACCCUAACUGGCAGUUUGUUGAUGUGUACGGGAUGGAGCCUGAACUUCUCAGCAUGGUACCAAGACCAGUGUGUGCAGUGUUACUCCUCUUCCCUAUCACAGAGAAGUAUGAAGUGUUCAGAACAGAAGAGGAAGAAAAAAUAAAAUCUCAAGGACAAGAUGUUACAUCAUCAGUGUAUUUCAUGAAGCAAACCAUCAGCAACGCCUGCGGGACUAUAGGGUUAAUCCAUGCCAUUGCAAACAACAAGGACAAGAUGCACUUCGAAUCUGGAUCAACCUUGAAAAAAUUCCUGGAGGAGUCUGUGUCAAUGAGCCCUGAAGAAAGAGCCAAGUACCUGGAGAACUAUGACGCUAUUCGAGUUACGCAUGAGACCAGUGCACAUGAAGGUCAGACUGAGUCCUCCUCGCCAUCCUCAUCACAGCCUCAUUCUAGCCACUGCAGAGCGAAGGCCUCAUCAUUGUGUCACCAUGCAUCCCUGCCCUGGGUCAAACGUAACCAUGUAGGCCCUGCAAAGGCUACCAGUCCAUCUCUCCGUCUUCGUCGCUGGCGACCCUUCUUACGCCUACCAUCUUUGGGUCUCCAUUCUGUUGCACCAAGUAUAGAUGAGAAAGUAGAUCUUCAUUUUAUUGCGUUAGUUCAUGUAGAUGGGCAUCUCUAUGAAUUAGAUGGACGGAAACCAUUUCCAAUCAACCACGGGAAAACUAGUGAUGAGACGUUGUUAGAGGAUGCCAUAGAAGUGUGCAAGAAGUUCAUGGAGCGUGACCCCGAUGAGUUAAGGUUUAAUGCAAUUGCUCUCUCGGCAGCAUAGCUUCUCGACAGAAAUGCCAAAUGUGUGUUAUCUGCAACAAAACUUACAUUUCUGCUGCCAUAACUAACUCAAAAUUUUUGAUAUUUUCAUUAACUUGACUGAUUAAACUUUAUGUGAAUAAACUUUGACAUUACCUGU
This is a messenger RNA of Microtus ochrogaster (prairie vole), 1085 nucleotides long. It is a transcript of the gene Uchl3, whose product is annotated as ubiquitin C-terminal hydrolase L3. Gene Ontology annotation, cellular component: cytoplasm. The transcript has 10 exons. Lineage: Eukaryota; Metazoa; Chordata; Mammalia; Rodentia; Cricetidae. Gene Ontology annotation, molecular function: cysteine-type deubiquitinase activity. Gene Ontology annotation, biological process: protein deubiquitination; ubiquitin-dependent protein catabolic process. The record is from RefSeq and is a predicted model, not a curated record. The coding region runs from base 63 to 947 and encodes 294 amino acids.